GUCCUUUGUCCUUUGGGGGGACAAAUUUCCCAAUAAACCCCUGCCAUUCCAUCUGCAGCUUCAUUAAUCACCCCCAAUUCAUUAAACCCUGACUGACCACUGCAACUCGUCUGCCAAUCCUCUAACCCAUCUGCCGCCUUCAUCAAUUAACUCCCCAUCUACCAUAAUACUGUCAAUCUACCACCUUCAAUUAAACCCUUACUUACAUCAGAAGACGACUUACCUGACCACUGCAACUUGUGGAUGUAAAUUUUGAAUUCACGGCCUCCUCUGCUGAUUUGGAAUUCUUCUUAACACUUAGGUGAAGAAGCAGCAGAUUCAAGCAGUAGUAAGGUAGGAUCGAUAUCCAAUAAUGCUGAUGCUUUAGCUGACCUGCUUGAAGCAGAGUAGACGAUUACAUCACAAAAACAACAAAAACUCAAGAACAAACCCAGAUUAGUUUGAGCUAGUAAUGUCAAAUAGUAGUAAAGUAUAAGGGGUAAGCUGUAAUAUCUGUUUAAUCACUCAAGCUUUGAGAUUUUUUUGCUUGUGUUUCCGUCUAUUUUCCUAAUCUGCUGCUGCUCAGCAGCUAUUGAGGUAACAAUUCCGCCCCUCUAUUAUAUCUGUUAAUUGCAUAUCCAUCAUCUUGUCCCCCAAAAUGUGAAUUUUGAUAGACGCUUUGUAUUAUUAUUCUUUUCAGUUUUGUAAGCAAUUAAUAAAUAUAGUUGGAAGCCCUAGCUUGUGAAAAAUUGAAAUUGAAGAGAUGGACCUGAUUUCGCAGCUUCCUGAAUCUAUUGUUCCUCGCAUACUCUAUUAUUGCCCUCCUGCAGAGCUUGUUCGAAUGAGUGUAGCGUCUAAGACAUGGUUUCGUCUAACUGCCUCUUUCCCCCAUUUAGAUUUCACCAUCCGUAAUUUUAGAUCUCGGGAAAGUUUUUUCAAGUACGUUGAGUAUACCACCUCUAGAUUUUGCAACCAAAAUCUCACUGCACACAGAUUAAGGCUCAUUACAACUCUCAGGGAGCCUGCAGAAUUGUAUACUGUUGAUAGAUGCCUUGAAUUACUUCUUCAGAAUGGCGUGUAUGAUUUGGUGAUUAAUGUUGUUAACUUAUCAGAAUCCCCUUCUGCUUCUGCUAGGUAUCGUUUGCCUAAUAUACUCUUAUCUGUUUCUGCGUUAUCAGCUUUGACCAUAAAUGGUUGUGACUUGCCUUCUUCCUUCAUGCUUCAUGCUGUCAUGUUUAAGUGUUUGGGUCUCUUGUGUCUUAUAAACGUCUCCAUAGAUGAUGAAGUGAUCUCGUAUCUUACCACUAGUUGCCCUUUUCUACGAGUAUUUCAGGUUGAGGCUUGUCAUGGUCUCAAAAGAUUUUGUGUUUAUGGGCAUCAACAUCUUCGAAGUGUUUCGAUUCAGUAUAACACUCCAUUUGAGAGAAUAGAUAUUGAAGCUCCAAAUCUACAUCAUCUUUUAAUAAAAGAUGACUAUGGAAGAGGGCCACCACAAAUGAACUUGGCUUCAUGCGAAAAACUAAAAAACGUGUCUUACUAUGAGAAUUCCUUAUCAAACGUUUAUAUUUUUACAGACAUCUUAUCCAACUUCCCAUUUGUUGAAAAUUUGAAUUUGUCUACUUCAUAUAAAUGCAACAAACUAAAGUUGUCAAGUCAUUCCUUGAGGACAUUGGUGUUAUAUUCACAGUGUGACUUGGAAAAAGUUGAGUUCAAUACCCCCAAUUUGGUUUCAUUUUGUUACAGUGUCAUGUUUAUAGACACGCUUUGGUUCCAGAAGUUAAGGCAGCUUUUCAACAAGAAAAAUGUAUUCAAUGUUUCGAAGUUGUAUAUCCGUGCCAUAUAUAGUAAGGAAUUUAGAGAGUUAGAGAAGCUAAAGGCUAUUAAGCUGCCACCUUAUGAACUCGAGCUUGUUGAGCUAAAACUAGAAACCCAAGAAGAAUCAUUGGCUCAUAUAGCUUUUGUGGAUGCUGUACUUUGGUGUUGCCGUCCUCGAUCUCUAACUUUAAGAUCGUGCUAUCCUUAUACUGCUCUUGGAGAACACAGUGAUGUUGUUAAGUUUACAUACAAGAAGCUACUUGAACAAGAAGAUCAAGGUCGUACUAAUAUUAAGAUCGUGUCGCCUUCUUUUUCUUCAUUGUUGAUGUAUCUACCUUAUGAAACAAAAGCAAUUAGCUUCAUAAAGGAAGAAGUCCUCCAAGAAGAAACUGACAGUCGAAGGUAUGCUGGUUUGGAGAUUGUCUGAUGCGUUGGAUUUUGGAAUCUAUCGGGACGAGGGAAUGGAAGUUAUCAGUAAAAAUACGAGUUUGGCAAAUAAAUGCUGCUAACCUUUCAUAAUAUUCUGCGUUAUGAUAUUUACAUAUGUAGGGAUGGUUUUGAAUCAUGACCAUGAUGUGUUGACUAUAUGUAUUGGGAGUUUUGCUUCAUUACUGAUUGUUUAGAUAAUAUAUCUUUGGCCGUAUUUGAUGCUAACUUUGAGAUCAUCCUUUCCUUU
Helianthus annuus (common sunflower) is the source of this 2470-nucleotide messenger RNA. Its product is annotated as F-box/FBD/LRR-repeat protein At1g78750. The transcript has 7 exons. The coding region runs from base 743 to 2221 and encodes 492 amino acids. The record is from RefSeq and is a predicted model, not a curated record. NCBI's taxonomy places the organism in Eukaryota, Viridiplantae, Streptophyta, Magnoliopsida, Asterales, Asteraceae. Gene Ontology annotation, molecular function: protein binding.